AAGUGUUCCAAAGUGGUUUAAUUAGUUCAGAAAACCUAUUUGCUAAUCGCUUGUCGCUCACUGGUUGUGCGUUGUGUAAUUAUUCUUCGGCUUAAGGCGUUUUCCGUUGCAGGUUCGUUCGCGGGUAGCCAAGAGAAAAUGUCUCUCGAUUGCAACAUAUAACUUGUGUAGCAACAUCUGCUUGGUUGGACGGAGGAAGGAAGGAAUUUGCUACGCUGGAAUUUUCUGAAGAAACUUCUGCAGCCUUCAGAAUGGAUGACAAUUUGUGGUUGAUUGAACUGGAGUCAGCUUUGCUCGAUGAUUGCACGGUGGAUGAUGUCUAUGCGAUAUGUCAGGGCAAGGCCAUACCGGAUGCGCUGCGUCCGGAUGUGUGGCAGGUGUGUUUGGAUGUGAGAAGCAAAAUGGAUCAGCUCAUGCAGUUCAACGAGAUAUUCGAUUUGCCGUUUCAAACCAAGCUUAGACAGGAUUGUCACAGCUUUGUGGAGAAGCUGGGCAAUGAGGAGGAGGAUCGGGUGGUGGUGGUUGCGGAUUUGGAAUCGAUUCUGACGUUCUACUGCAAAAAUAGAAGUCUAGUUUACGAAUCGAACAACGGGUGGAUUGAGUUGCUGUUGCCGUUGUUGUCACUGAAGCUUUUGCGGUCCGAUACUUACAAUCUGUUCGAAGCACUUCGGGAUACGUACAUUCCGAAGGGAUGUGUCAAGAAUGGAAAUGUUUUUCAUAUAUUUAGAUUGUUACUGCAGUAUCACGAUCCGGAGUUGUGUUCCAUACUGGACACAAAGCGGGUAACACCGGAUACCUAUGCGAUGAGUUGGUUUCAGACGCUAUUUGCAUCGACCUGUACCCUUCAGGUGGUUCUGGCGAUGUGGGAUUUGUACUUCCAACAGUCGGAUCCGUUUCUAGCAUUCUUUCUUAGCUUAAUCGUACUGAUCAAUGGCCGGGAUCAGGUUCUCGCAAUGAAGAGUGCCUCCAAAGAAGAACUUCUCAGUUUUCUAGUCAAUAUGCCGUGUAACAUCGAAGCGGAUGAUGUGAUGGAUUUUUGCUCGCUGGCCCAGUACUACUCGAUGAAAACGCCAUCCUCGUUCAAGCGAGACCUUUUGAAAGUCCUAUUCGGAGCCCAGAGUAACGCCGUGGAAGAAAAUGUCGUCUCACAGGCAUUGUGCUUACCCGUUUCGGUCAAUGAACUCGUAGAAAAUGCUUCCAGUGAAAGCAGUCAUCCGGAUGCGGUGAGAUUCUUUCUGGUUGAUUGCCGUCCGGCCGAGCAGUACAACUCCGGACACCUCUCGACGGCAUUCCAUUUGGAUAGCAAUCUGAUGCUUCAGGAACCGGUAGCAUUCCAAACUGCCGUUCAGGGUCUCCUGAGAUCGCAGAAGAAUGCAAUCGAGGCUAAUUCUAAUGCAGGCGGAGAGCACCUGUGCUUUCUUGGUUCCGGACGGCUUGAAGAGGACCAGUAUACCCACAUGGUCGUUGCCUCAUUUCUUCAAAAGAACACCAAAUAUGUCUCACUACUCACGGGUGGCUACGAGGCGAUUCAUGAAUAUUUUGGAGACAACAUGAUUGACUGCUUGGAAGAUCACGAUCCCUUGAAAUGUCUCGUUUGCAACAAGAACCAGGCCCCAUACGGCAAAAGCGUAAAUAACAACAACAUCACCAACACAGGCAGCUUGAAAAGACCGGAGAAUCGUCGUAACAACAAUGUCCCCGAGGGCCCAGAGCGUAAACCCACGGCCGAUCUGUUUAGCAAGCUUUCCUCAGUAAUGAAAUCAAAAUCAGCUGAAGUGAAGGGAAAGCUAAUCGAUUACAUCUCCAACCCGAACCCGACUGUUCCUGUUCCGGAGAAGCACGUGUCCCGGAAUGAGCGCAAUGGCAAACGCUAUCGCAAUGUACCACCCGUCUUCAGUAUUGGCGAAGACCAGGACGACGAAGAUCUUCCUUCAUCCAACGACCUUCCAAGCCCGCAAGCCACACCUAAUCCCGAAUCAUCCGACGAAAUUGUCUCGAUUCAGUCCUAUCUAAAGCAGCCGGAUGUAAUCCGUCACUUCAAGUGCCAAGAAGUUCACCUCAAUGGGUACAUGUAUGAUAGCUACCUACUCGUCACGGCCUCCCAUAUCAUCGUCCUGCGGGAACUGGAUCGUAAGGACAAAGCUCGCAUCAUCGUCCGGCGCCCGCUGCAGUCGAUCGUAAAAAUCACAGCCAAGAAGCGACACCGGGAUUUGAUCACCUUCAAGUACGGCUAUCCCGAAGAGGAAAGCCUCGUCAUCACCGAUAUGGAUCGAUUCCUGAUCCCGAAUGCCAGUGAAGCGACCGAGCUCAUUUCGAAGCACAUCAUCAAGCAGACGUAAAGCUGAUUCUAACCCGAUUUAAUACCCGUCCUGUUGACUGUUGCUGCUUCGAGUAGGAAUUUGGCGCAAAAUCGAUACAAAAAUGAAACGUUUAACUGAGAAACAGAUUUUAGCUGGAAACAAAAAGUUUUAGGGCCAUCAUUUUAUGAAACAACUAUGCUAGACUAUUUUAAAACCGGUACCUCACCCCUCCUCUUCAUUUGAAGCCAUUUUAUUGAUGUCAGAGUCAAACCGUAUUGUCCUUAUAUUUAUUAUUUUUCUAAAAUGUUGUCGAUUUUUUGAAAGUUAUUUAUGAUUAUACAAACCUCACGAAAUGUAGUGAUUACUUUCAAGUGUAGAUGCAUACAAAUUUAAUAUAUUUAAAAGUUAUAAAGUAGCUGACAAAAUUUAGGCAUGGUUUUUAGUUUGAUUCGUCGUAGUAGCGCGGCUAAAUGCUUUGUAAUAAUCGUGUAUAAAAGUAGUGAGACUUAA
This is a messenger RNA of Ochlerotatus camptorhynchus, 2810 nucleotides long. It is a transcript of the gene TBC1D23, whose product is annotated as TBC1 domain family member 23. NCBI's taxonomy places the organism in Eukaryota, Metazoa, Arthropoda, Insecta, Diptera, Culicidae. The coding region runs from base 252 to 2339 and encodes 695 amino acids. Gene Ontology annotation, biological process: retrograde transport, endosome to Golgi. Gene Ontology annotation, cellular component: trans-Golgi network. The transcript has 2 exons. The record is from RefSeq and is a predicted model, not a curated record.